GCCGGCUGCCCGCCGGCUGAAGCAACGGACCGGGACCCGGGGCCUCUGCGCCGACCGCCACAACACAACCAACACCACCAGCACCACCACCAACACCACCACGGGGAGACAACGCCACCGCCGCGUGAUUUGCUCGUAAAUGCAUCACAGACAGGCAGCCCAGAAUGAAGAAAGCAAGCAGGAGUGUUGGCUCAGCGCCCAAAGUGUCUGGGAUUAAUAAAAUGCAAACAGUAGAGAAAACCAAACCCGAAAACGGCUCCUCAGCAUCUUCAGGAAGCAAACUUUCAAAAUCAGGGACAACAGCAUCGUUAUCUAAGACCAAAAGCAAUGAUGACCUGUUAGCGGCAGGGACGGCCGGAGGAGUGUCAGCGCCUAAUGGUGUCAAGGUAAAGAAAAGCACCUGCCCAGGCUCAACUUCCUCAACCACCAGUGCUGCCAUGAACAGUGUGGAGACCAAAUCCAAGAUUAGCACAGGUACAAGUUCUUCUGCAGCCAAACGGAGUACCUCAGCAGGGAAUAAAGAAUCCAGUUCUUCCAGAGAAAGAUUACGUGAACGUUCCCGAGUGAACUCGAGCAAAAAACUCCCUUCAUCUGGACAGGGAGCCAGCGAUGCGGCGUUGGCUAAGCGUUCCCGCAGCCGCACUAAUCCGGAGUCCGAUGUCCGGAUGAGCAAGUCUAAAUCAGACAACCAGAUCAGUGACAAAGCUGCUUUGGAGGCAAAAGUCAAAGAGCUCCUGACUUUGGCCAAAACGAAAGAUGUGGAAAUUCUCCACUUGAGGAGUGAACUCAGGGACAUGCGUGCUCAGCUGGGGAUUCAGGAGGACCAUCCCGAAGGCGACGACAGAUGGGAGGAGAAAGAAGCCAUCGUCGUUCACCAGCCGACUGACGUGGAGUCCACGCUGCUGCAGUUGCAAGAACAGAACACCGCCAUCCGGGAAGAACUCAACCAGUUGAAAAAUGAGAAUCGAAUGUUGAAGGACAGAUUGAAUGCUCUGGGCUUUUCCUUGGAGCAGCGGUUGGACAAUUCUGAGAAACUGUUCGGCUAUCAAUCUUUGAGCCCAGAAAUCGCAACCGGUCACCAGAGUGACGGUGGUGGUACUCUGACUUCAUCCGUGGAAGGGUCUGCCCCUGGUUCAAUGGAAGAUCUCUUGAGUCAGGAUGAAACUACCUUAAUGGACAAUCAGCACAGUAACUCCAUGGAUAACUUGGACAGCGAAUGCAGCGAAGUGUAUCAGCCCCUCACGUCAAGCGAUGACGCCUUGGAUGCCCCCUCGUCUUCCGAAUCCGAAGGCAUCCCGAGCAUAGAACGGUCCCGGAAGGGGAGCAGCGGCAACGCGAGUGAAGUUUCCGUCGCCUGUCUGACAGAACGGAUACACCAGAUGGAAGAGAACCAGCACAGCACCUCCGAGGAACUUCAAGCCACUCUGCAAGAACUGGCCGAUCUGCAACAGAUCACCCAAGAGCUGAACAGUGAAAACGAAAGGCUCGGGGAAGAGAAGGUUAUUCUGAUGGAAUCUCUGUGUCAGCAGAGCGACAAGUUGGAACACUUCAGCCGGCAGAUCGAAUACUUCCGGGCCCUGCUCGAUGAGCAUCACAUUUCUUACGUUAUCGACGAAGACGUGAAAAGCGGGCGCUAUAUGGAAUUAGAGCAGCGGUACAUGGAUCUAGCGGAGAACGCCCGUUUUGAAAGGGAGCAACUCCUCGGUGUCCAACAGCACUUGAGCAAUACUCUGAAGAUGGCCGAGCAAGAUAACAAGGAAGCCCAAGAAAUGAUAGGGGCACUCAAGGAACGCAACCAUCACAUGGAACGGAUCAUUGAGUCCGAACAGAAGAGCAAAGCCGCCUUGGCCAACACCUUGGAUGAGUAUAAAGCCACCGUGGCCAGUGACCAGAUCGAGAUGAACCGCCUGAAAGCCCAGCUGGAGAAUGAAAAGCAGAAAGUGGCCGAGCUGUAUUCCAUUCAUAAUUCUGGGGACAAAUCGGACAUCCAAGACCUCCUGGAGAGCGUGAGACUGGAUAAAGAGAAAGCAGAGGCUUUGGCGAGUAGCCUGCAGGAGGAUCUGGCUCAUACAAGAAAUGACGCCAAUCGAUUGGAGGACACCAUUGCUAAGGUAGAAGACGAAUACCGAGCCUUCCAAGAAGAAGCUAAGAAACAAAUAGAAGAUUUGAAUAUGACACUAGAAAAACUACGGGCAGAGUUGGAGGAAAAGGAGACAGAAAGGAGUGACAUGAAGGAAACCAUCUUUGAACUGGAAGAUGAAGUGGAGCAGCAUCGAGCUGUGAAACUUCACGACAACCUCAUCAUAUCUGACUUGGAGAAUACAGUUAAAAAACUUCAGGAUCAGAAACAUGACAUGGAAAGAGAAAUUAAGACUCUUCAUAGGAGGCUCCGGGAAGAGUCUGCGGAAUGGCGCCAGUUUCAAGCUGACCUACAGACUGCAGUGGUCAUAGCAAAUGAUAUUAAAUCUGAGGCCCAAGAGGAAAUUGGAGACCUAAAGCGCAGACUUCAUGAGGCUCAAGAAAAAAAUGAGAAGCUUACAAAGGAAUUGGAAGAAAUAAAAUCACGCAAGCAAGAAGAGGAGCGUGGCCGCGUGUACAAUUACAUGAAUGCCGUAGAGAGAGAUUUGGCAGCCUUAAGACAGGGAAUGGGAUUGAGUCGCAGGUCAUCCACCUCUUCGGAGCCGACGCCUACUGUGAAAACACUAAUCAAAUCCUUCGACAGCGCAUCGCAAGUACCAAAUCCUACUGUGGCCGCCAUUCCUCGGACUCCUCUAAGCCCAAGCCCUAUGAAAACACCCCCGGCGGCUGCUGUAUCUCCUAUGCAGCGACAUUCCAUUAGUGGACCGAUAUCAGCCUCCAAACCCCUUACCGCUCUGUCCGACAAAAGACCAAGCUAUGCAGAAAUCCCUGGUCAAGAGCAUUUGUUAAGGACAUCUUCUACCAGCAGACCAUCCUCUUUACCAAGAGUACCUGCUAUGGAAAGUGCUAAGUCUAUCUCAGUGUCUCGGAGGAGUAGUGAAGAAAUAAAGCGGGAUAUCUCUGCACCGGAUGGAGCCUCUCCAGCCUCUCUCAUGGCAAUGGGAACUACAUCGCCACAACUGUCUCUUUCCUCCUCCCCGACCGCAUCCGUCACUCCGACUACCCGGAGCCGAAUAAGGGAAGAAAGGAAGGACCCUCUCUCAGCCCUGGCAAGAGAAUAUGGUGGAUCAAAGAGAAAUGCCCUGCUGAAAUGGUGCCAGAAGAAAACCGAAGGAUAUCAGAAUAUUGACAUCACCAACUUCAGCAGCAGUUGGAACGACGGCCUGGCCUUCUGCGCUCUCUUGCACACGUAUCUUCCAGCCCACAUCCCGUAUCAAGAACUGAACAGUCAAGACAAGAGAAGAAAUUUCACUCUGGCCUUCCAAGCAGCAGAAAGUGUUGGCAUCAAAUCCACCCUGGACAUCAAUGAAAUGGUGCGAACAGAACGCCCAGACUGGCAGAAUGUCAUGCUGUAUGUUACGGCAAUAUACAAGUACUUUGAAACCUGAAUCUCGCACUGGGUGGAAGGCUUGAGGCCAUGGUAGGCAACCUCUUUUCUUGCAACACUAAUCCCAGCUCGAUCGAAUGGGCCCACACGACAGACCUCCACCCUUUCUCGAUACCAGUUGUGAACACUCUUGAAGUACUUCAGCCUGUAAAGCUUGGAACACCCAUGUUAGAAGCCACCGUUAGUUUCUCCCGUGCCUGGAAUAGACCAAGUCCCUGACCUAAGGAGCCAUCACGGUUACUUCUGGAUUACGUGGUAGCCGGGGGAUGUCAGGACUCGAGGUGUGCCAGGGUUUCUUCCCGAAGUUUUCACGCGAGCAAGACUGUUUGGAACUACUUCCGUGCUGCGGUUUUAUAAAAGACUCAUUUGCCAUUCAACAUGUACAGAGUUAGAAAACUUUGUUAGAAAGCUGCAGAAGUUUAGUGAAGGUUUUAUCAACCCUACUCAAAGAUUUCACAAAAUAAGUACAGUUCUAAAUAGUCAUUGCAGAAGAACGUUACUGCCUUAAAAAGGUUUUUCCUGUUUUCCUUUGGGCACCGUGAUCUAGGAAAAUGGGUUUUUAUUCUGUUAAGCUAGCCAGAGCUGAGUGCAAAGGCACCUCGACAAAAUUCGCCUACCAGUACUCGCCAACGUAAAGUAUUCUGAUAAGCCAAUGUGAUCGUCUGACUUCAGGCUACGUUUUACCUAUUAGGAGGACUUUGGCAGAGCCCACAGAAUUCUUGGCUUUCCGGAUAUACUGUAAUUAAGUGAGUUUUUAUUUAUACGGUUCCAUUGUAAGUAAAUAUUUAAAAUGAAGAAUUUUUUCCACUCUGCUCAUCCUUCUCCUCUCCUUUCUUUGCCAGCCAGAUCCUACCUUUAACGCAUUGCAGGUUUUCUUGGGUCCACUUCUGGGUGUUUGCGGAUGGGCAUCAGAUUGGUUACAGAGAGCUUCUGGAUGCAGAGUUUUCUGAAACUAGCAAUAACGGGAAAAUGAGAGUUGUUUUUGACCACCGAAGUUCAAAUUUCUUCUCAACCUUAAACUUUAAAAGAUCGAGUCUGUAAGCUCAGUGUGGGCAGGUAUUAUGUCAAACAGCUCUAUUUUAUUGAACUCUCCCAAGUGCUUAGUACAGUGCUCUGCACCCGGUAAGCACUCAAAUACCAGAAAAAAGGUUUGAUGCCAAGCAGGGUAGGAGCUGAGAAAAAAGCAAGAGCUAGAGGAAGAGAGAGGGGAAAAAUUGCUUUUCCAGAUGCCACGGUGGUACUGCUUAAUAGCACCCCUGAAUUCACAUGGGAUAAGCCCUCUGGGCAACAAGAAAGUGCCUUAACUCUUGUUGAAAGCUUGGACUGUGGAGCUCUGGGGCGUUGGGCAGAGACUAUGCCGCUUACAUAUAUGUGUCUCCUCCGGUAUAACAUCAGGUUGGCUUUUUUUAUGUCUUCCAGAAUGCAAAAAAUCGAAACAACAAAAAAACCCAAAACUGGGUGUAGCAGUGACACUACCAUUGUGCUUUUGUGCUUUAACAAGAUGUGUAGAAACAGUCCAGCUACAUCAAAAAGGCUUUAUCCUGUUACAAUUAUUAUCAGCUGGUGGACACAGUGAGCCUGCAACUCUUAAUGGAAGCCUGGCGAGUGGAUGGAUGAAUAAAUGAGUGAGUGAGUGAGCGAGUGGCAGCUAUAUUUAAAUGACCCCUGAAAAAAGCUGGCAAUGUGGGAAGGAAAUAUUGCAGCCUACUUUGGGCUAACUUACUGAAGUUUGGAAUUCAGACAUAACCAUUUCGCAACUCAAAUUCAAACACAUCCUUAUGUUCCAGGCAAGAGAGUGGAUGUGAGUGUGUGCAUUUUAGAAGUAGUAGAUGCCUGAUCAAUAGCUAUUUAAUUCAGGUGUGCAACACUAAGUCUCUGAAGUUUUUUUAUUCUGGUGACUUACACUGUUUCCUCUCAGAUUGAGAGGCUUUUAUUAAGCAGCCCUGCUAAUCACUGAAUAUACUGAGUGAACCAGUUUGAAGACCCUGAUCAUCUUCAGGCUGUAGAAGAGAGCUGUUUGGAAAGAAACUGUGCUAAUGAAGAAAGGCUUUGGACAGAUUGAAAUGUCGUUUUCCCCAGUUUAAUUGUUGUGUUUCUGUUUUCCUUCAAUUCAUUGUCAUGAAGUAGGAGUUGUGAUGAGUGAGUGAUUCUAACCGAUCAUGUAUGUUACACUGUCACAAACAGUAGUCAGCAUCACCCCGUUUCCCAUGUUAACACAUGUAGGCCUUUAAGGAGGUUCUGUCCUUCUGGGCUCAUUCUGUCUUAUAUGCAGUUGUGCUUGUUUAAUUUAUGACAUUGUAUUUGGGUCGGGGGGAGGGGAGAGGGGAACCCCUUUGUUCAUAAGGUAGCAUCCUUCAGUCUUAAAUUGACCGCUUCUUUUUCCUUCUUGACAGUAAACCUAAUCCCGGGUUUUGCUACUUCUUUAAGCCCAUUGGAGUUGAUGCAAUUAGGGUUCUGGAGAGAGCCAUUUCAUACUGAUUGGAUUCAUUCAUUGGAUCGCUUAAUUGAUCCACUUCAUUCUUGGUUAGAUAACCCAACAGGAAAGGAAGGAACAUAUUAAAAAAUGUAGUAGGUCUUUCCUACCCCCACUGCCCUGAUGAUAGCUGCUUAACAGCAUUCCCAAAGCUUUAUUCUGUCCAGGUAGAGCUUUUGUUCUCAUUCCCUCUACAAUUUCUCUCAUCCAGAAUCCAGUGUGCAAACUGACACUACCUAAAUGUGAUCUCCCAAACGGGCUUCUUCUAGAAAUUCCCCCUCUACCUUUUAGGAUAGAAUGUUUAUGCCAUUCUUAAGGUGCAGGGGUUGGUGGGGGAGAAGAAUAAUAGGAAACAUAGAUUGAGAAAGAGACUUUACAGCAAUGUUGUGUGGCUGAAAUCAAAGCAAUUUUUUGCUUUUCAUUAUACGAAAAUAGGAAAAUCUUAAUGUGCACCCUUUCCCCGCUCCUCCCCGAACCUAAGAAAGUAAUAUUGCGUCUUGGCGUUCUGCCACAAGCUUUGCUGCGAAAGGGCCAGUUAUGUGAUAUUAUUGUAGAUCACAGGCUUCUGCUGUUUGAUUGUACCGUUUUUUUUUAUCUUGUAUUAAAUGUUUUGGAAAGUAUUAAAACCGUUAAACAUGUUGAGAAUGA
Tachyglossus aculeatus (Australian echidna) is the source of this 6647-nucleotide messenger RNA. RefSeq names its product sperm antigen with calponin homology and coiled-coil domains 1 like (gene SPECC1L). Gene Ontology annotation, molecular function: protein binding. Gene Ontology annotation, biological process: actin cytoskeleton organization. Gene Ontology annotation, cellular component: microtubule organizing center; filamentous actin. NCBI's taxonomy places the organism in Eukaryota, Metazoa, Chordata, Mammalia, Monotremata, Tachyglossidae. Bases 165 to 3527 code for a protein of 1120 amino acids. The transcript is spliced from 16 exons. The record is from RefSeq and is a predicted model, not a curated record.